GCUCCAGGCAUUCAGGCUGGCUUGGACUCAGGUCCUGCCGCGCCAACGCCAGAAAGGCUCAGAAAGCGAGCCCUGGUAAUUCCACCACUCAUCAUGGCCAGCCAAUUCUGCGUUCCUCUAGCCCCACGCCUCUCACCCCUGAAACCUUUGAAAUCCCACUUCACAGACUUCCAGGUGGGCAUCUGUGUGGCAAUCCAGCGCAGGGACAAACGGAUCCACCUGGCUGUGGUCACAGAGAUCAACAGAGAAAACUCUUGGGUCACAGUAGAGUGGGUUGAGAAAGGAGUCAAAAAGGGAAAGAAGAUCGAACUAGAGACUGUAUUUCUGUUGAAUCCAGCUCUGGCCUCUGCUGAACACCAACGGUCACAGAGACCCCUGCGCCCGGUAUCUGCAACUCCCUCUACUGCCAUCGGGGACCAGCGAACAGCCACCAAAUGGAUUGCGAUGAUCCCACACAGAAAUGAAACACCAUCAGGGGACAGCCAAGCCCUGGUGGUCCCCAGUAACCCUUGUCUGAUGAAGCGGAAGAAAUCCCCCUGCCUAAAGGAAAUUGAAAAGCUGCAGAAGCAGCGAGAGAAGCGCAGGCGACUGCAGCUAGAGAUCCGAGCUAGACGAGCGCUUGACAUCAACACUGGAAACCCGAACUAUGAGAUUAUGCGUAUGAUUGAGGAGUACCGCAGGCAUCUGGACAGCAGCAAAAUAUCCAGCCUGGAGCCCGCAGAAGACCACCGGAUCUGUGUGUGCGUGAGGAAGCGCCCUCUUAACGAGAGAGAGAACACCAUGAAGGACCUAGAUAUCAUCACUAUCCCCUCGCACAACGUGGUCACGGUGCAUGAAUCUAAACAAAAGGUGGACCUAACCCGAUACUUGGAAAACCAGACCUUCUGUUUUGACCAUGCUUUCGAUGACACGGCAUCCAACGAGUUAGUUUACCAAUUCACUGCCCGGCCUUUGGUGGAGUCCAUCUUCCAAAAGGGCAUGGCCACUUGCUUUGCCUACGGGCAGACUGGGAGUGGAAAAACCCACACCAUGGGUGGAGCCUUUUCUGGAAAGGCUCAAGAUUGUUCGAAAGGCAUUUACGCCCUGGUGGCUCAGGAUGUCUUUCUCCUACUGAGAAACCCUGCCUAUGAGAAAUUGGAACUCAAAGUCUUUGGAACAUUUUUUGAGAUUUAUGGUGGCAAAGUCUACGAUCUGUUAAACUGGAAGAAGAAGCUUCAAGUCCUCGAGGAUGGAAAUCAGCAAGUGCAAGUUGUAGGGCUGCAGGAGCAGGAGGUGUCAUGUGUGGAGGAAGUCCUGACUCUGGUGGAGCUCGGAAAUAGCUGUCGAACUUCGGGACAGACUUCUGUCAAUGCCCACUCAUCCAGGAGUCACGCGGUGUUCCAGCUCAUCCUGAAGUCCGAAGGGAAACUGCAUGGCAAGUUUUCCCUUGUUGACUUAGCUGGGAAUGAAAGGGGGGCAGAUACUGCCAAGGCCAACCGAAAGAGGCAGCUAGAAGGGGCUGAAAUAAAUAAGAGUCUCCUUGCCCUGAAGGAAUGCAUCAGGGCCUUGGGUAAGAAUAAGUCCCAUACCCCAUUCAGAGCCAGCAAACUCACGCAGGUGCUCCGGGACUCCUUCAUAGGCCAGAACUCCUCCACAUGCAUGAUUGCUACUAUCUCACCCGGAAUGACUUCGUGUGAAAAUACCCUCAAUACUUUAAGAUACGCAAACAGAGUUAAAGAAUUAGCCCUAGAGGCCAGGCCCUACCAUCAUUGCCUCUCUCCAGCUGGCCAUGAAGUACCAGUAAUGUUAGAAAAAGACAACACGAAUUCAGAAAAGUCCCUUCAGGGGGAAAAAUUUAUUCAAAUACCUACUGUACAGAGUGAGAAAGAAAAAGAAAGUGAUGAAAUCACACUAACAAAGGACCGAGCCGCUUCAUGGAGAAGACCUAGCCAGUGGUGGGAGGCCAUCCAGGAGACAGCUGAUGGAGUAAAUUGCGAUGUGGAUUUUUGCAUUGCCCAGUCACUGUCCAUUCUGGAGCAGAAAAUCAGUGUGCUGACUGAGAUCCAAAAGAAGCUCCAAUUACUACGAGCUGACCUCCAAAAGAAAAAUCAAGUCGAGUGACAGUGAAGGCCGGAGAUCAGAAAUGAAGUCUUGGAUCUAGUUCUGAAGUUUCUACCUAUUAUUACAGGAGAAAUCUGUCCAAAUUAUCUAAGUAUAAAGGUCCCCUGAAGAGCUUACAUCUUAAAUCAUCCUCGUCAAAAAUAUGUGGUCUUUUCUUCUUC
This is a messenger RNA of Onychomys torridus (southern grasshopper mouse), 2261 nucleotides long. RefSeq names its product kinesin family member 2B (gene Kif2b). Bases 94 to 2100 code for a protein of 668 amino acids. The record is from RefSeq and is a predicted model, not a curated record. NCBI's taxonomy places the organism in Eukaryota, Metazoa, Chordata, Mammalia, Rodentia, Cricetidae. Gene Ontology annotation, molecular function: ATP binding; microtubule motor activity; microtubule binding. The transcript has a single exon. Gene Ontology annotation, biological process: microtubule-based movement.